CUGGAGUGCGGCUGCGCGCGGCGCUGUACGUUGUCGAGUGACGCGUUUUGUCAAGAGAACGACGGACAGAGAGAGAAAGAAGAUCGGUGAAAAGUGAGCUCGGUGCAGGGGAGGGGCAGCAGUACCCUUGUAGCUCCUCCACACAGACUGAAAGCAAACAAGCGUGCCCUAAAAACGACCCAAAUCAAACGGAUCGGUGAUCGGCCACUGCAACGGAUUCGGACGGUUAUUCGAUUCAGCCUCGUCCGACUCGACUCGGUUGGAUUCGAUUAGUCGCGCCGCAUCACCAGCCCAGAGGCCGCCGAAACAACCCCAUCGCCAUUAUAUGAUCCACUUCCCAGCGUCGCUGCUGCCCUCCAUGUGGGUGAGGGACCUGUGCGUGUCGGACUAUGGCGAGAAAAACAGUUAGCAGGAAAAGGAAAGCAGAGGAGCCCAAGGAACAACAGUUUGACUGGUGUCAGUCUGCGAUUAAGCGUGCCCGCGUGUCCAGCUCAGCAUGUCAUGCCCAGCACUGGUGGCAGAGCCGGUGGUCAGUGGUGUGUUCUGUGAGAGGAAGGGAGUUCCGCCCACAACAGCAGCAUGAGUGGAGCUUUCAGCGGAGUCUGCGCGGAUUCGCUGCUGGACGCAUCCCAGGAAUCCUCAGAGAGAGAGAGUUCGCCCUUGGCCGCCUCAACAAGGUGUUCGCUUCCCAAUGGCUCAACCACAGGCAGGUGGUGUGCGGGACCAAAUGCAAUACGCUAUUUGUGGUGGACGUCCUCUCGGGACAGAUAACAAGGAUACCCAUGCUGAAAGACAGAGAGGGCAGGGGAGAGGUUUCCCAGGGUUUGAGUGGAGGUGGAGGCCAUUUCCCCUUCCACAAUCCAGGAUCAGUCGGAGGCCUAGAUGUCCAGCAGGGGUGUGGCAUCCACGCCAUUGAGCUGAACCCCUCUCGUACUUUGUUGGCCACUGGAGGAGACAACCCCAACAGCUUGGCAGUGUACAGACUUCCCACACUUGACCCUGUCUGCGUAGGGGAUGAUGGACACAAUGACUGGAUAUUCUCCAUUGCGUGGAUCAGUGAUACCAUGGCAGUCUCCGGAUCUCGUGACGGUUCCAUGGGUCUGUGGGAGAUAUCAGAGGAGGUGCUGACUCAGGCUGAGAAGCGUCAGAAUGUGGAAGGUGUUCCUUGUUACUCCCACAUCUCUCACCGCGCUCUCAAGGACAUCCCGAAAGAGUACACCCACCCCUACAACUGCAAAGUGCGCGCACUGGCCUUCAACAACAGCCAUAAGGAGUUGGGUGCUGUUUCUUUAGAUGGAUAUUUCCAUCUGUGGAAGGCAGAAGACAACCUGUGCAAGGAGCUUUCUACCAAACUCCCUUACUGUAAGGAGAAUGUGUGUCUGGCAUAUGGGCUGGACUGGUCUGUUUAUGCAGUCGGCUCUCAGGCACACGUUUCCUUCCUUGACCCCCGGCAGUCAUCUCAGAACAUCAAAUCUGUGAGCUCCAGGGAGCGUGGCAGUGGUAUUCGCUCUGUGAGCUUUUAUGAACACAUAGUGACCGUAGGCACUGGCCAAGGCUCCCUGCUCUUCUAUGAUAUCAGGGCCCAGCGUUUUCUGGAUGGUCCAUCCAGCUCACCCGGCGGGUACCGGAAUCGCACUGCAGAGGGCAUCCUGAAACUCUCCACAGGAAGAGGAUGGCUGAAUCACGAUGACACGUGGAGAAGCUACUUUUCCGACGUUCGCUCCUUCCCGAAUGCCGUGUACACACACUGCUACGACGACUCCGGCACCAAACUCUUUGUGGCCGGCGGGCCCUUGUGUUCUGGCCUACAUGGAAACUAUGCCGGCCUCUGGAGCUAGCCUCCGUCAUCCCUCCAUUUCGCUCUCACGUACCAUGUGCUUAAAGGCCAUCUUCCGUUUUUCUUCCCAUUCAUUUUCACUUCCGGUUUAGCUUCUAUCCAAGAUUUUCCUCUAUUUCUCAAAGGACUCGGGAGCAUAGAUGUGAUUCUCAACUGUUUUUGUGCUUGUUCUUAUGUCUUUCAAUUUUCGUUUGCCUGUUGUACUCCUGCAUUCGCGUCUGUUUUUUGUGUGUAACCCUAACAGCAAAGAAAAAGAAAGAUCUCCUGAUCUCCUGGAGGAGUUCAUUUGAGUCCGGAAAGGAUGAAGGAGGUUUUAUCCUCUGUGCAUCAGCUGCCUGAACCUUUGAGAACUGUAGAAUAGUGUAAAAAUAUAUAUGAAAAUAUGUAACAGACUAUUUGGGCAUUACAUUUAUAUAUUUU
Messenger RNA from Sinocyclocheilus grahami, 2257 nucleotides. RefSeq names its product DDB1- and CUL4-associated factor 12. Gene Ontology annotation, cellular component: Cul4-RING E3 ubiquitin ligase complex. Gene Ontology annotation, molecular function: protein binding. The record is from RefSeq and is a predicted model, not a curated record. The coding region runs from base 390 to 1838 and encodes 482 amino acids. The transcript is spliced from 9 exons. Lineage: Eukaryota; Metazoa; Chordata; Actinopteri; Cypriniformes; Cyprinidae.